Molecule: messenger RNA, 2510 nt
Organism: Lynx canadensis (Canada lynx)
Lineage: Eukaryota; Metazoa; Chordata; Mammalia; Carnivora; Felidae
Gene: ZBTB7B
Product: zinc finger and BTB domain containing 7B
Exons: 3
Coding region: 573-2201 (542 amino acids)
Biological process (GO): regulation of transcription by RNA polymerase II; positive regulation of gene expression
Molecular function (GO): RNA polymerase II cis-regulatory region sequence-specific DNA binding; DNA-binding transcription factor activity, RNA polymerase II-specific; protein binding
Source: RefSeq, a predicted model, not a curated record
CCGUGGUCCCCUCUGGGACCGCGUGCCCUGAGGGGCUGGGACCUGGGCACCUGUCAGCCCUGGCACUGACUGUCCAGGGUUCCCCUCCUCCCUCUCCUGGCCACUGCCGCCUCCUGUCCCCUCCCCUCCCUUCUUCCUUCUCCUGGUCCCACCUCCAGCAGCCUCUCCCGUGGCUCCUCCUCACCUCUGUCCUCCUGGACUGUCCCGGCUCCUACCUUGCCUACGCUCACCUUUUUCCCCUUUCGGGACUGAGUGAGGACGAGCGGGGGUGGGUACAGCUGGGGCUUCGGGCACCACAGGCAGAGACUUUAGGCCCUCUCCCACGCUGCCAGCCCUCCGGUAACCCCUCCCUCCAAGCUGGGGGGGAGGGGGGGCAGCACCCAGAGGGUUAAGGCUGUAGGGGGGAGGGGCUGGGCCAGGUCGUGGGCGGCCCCUUUGAAGGAGGGAGCUGGAGCGGGGAACAGCCACCCCACCUCCCCCCCCCCAGCCCGGCCCUCCCCCACCCCUCCCAACCUGCUCCCCCCAGGGGCCAAGAGGAGUUGCCGGAGAGGCCCCUCAGCGUUCAGAAAAAGAUGGGGAGCCCCGAGGACGACCUCAUCGGGAUCCCCUUCCCAGACCACAGCAGCGAGCUCCUGAGCUGCCUCAACGAACAGCGCCAGCUGGGCCACCUCUGCGACCUCACCAUCCGGACGCAGGGCCUCGAAUACCGCACCCACCGGGCCGUGCUGGCCGCCUGCAGCCACUACUUCAAGAAGCUGUUCACCGAGGGCGGUGGUGGCGCCGUCUCGGGGGCCGGGGGCGGCGGGCCGGCCGCCGGGGGGGCGGGCGCCGGCGUGUGCGAGCUGGACUUCGUGGGGCCCGAGGCCCUGGGCGCCCUGCUCGAGUUCGCCUACACGGCCACGCUGACGACCAGCAGCGCCAACAUGCCCGCCGUGCUCCAGGCCGCCCGGCUGCUGGAGAUCCCGUGCGUCAUCGCUGCCUGCAUGGAGAUUCUGCAGGGCAGCGGCCUGGAGGCCCCCAGCCCCGACGAGGACGACUGUGAGCGGGCCCGCCAGUACCUGGAGGCCUUCGCCACGGCCACGGCCACGGCCACGGCCGCGGCAGUUCCCGACGGCGAAGACGGCCCCCCGCAGGCGCCCCGCCCGCCCCCGCCCCCGCCGCCCCCCCGGCCCGUGGCCCGCCGCAGCCGCAAGCCCCGGAAAGCGUUCCUGCAGACCAAGGGGGCCCGGGCGAACCACUUAGUGCCCGAGGUGCCCGCGGUGCCCAGCCAACCCGUGACCUACGAGGAGGAGGAGGGGGCCAGGGUGGGUGGCAGUGCGGGCAGCGGGCCGGGGGACAGCUACAGCCCUCCGGCCGGGACUGCUUCACCCCCCGAGGGGCCCCUGACCUACGAGGCCUAUGAGGGUGAGGAAGAAGAGGAGGAGCCCGUGUACUCCACCGCCUACGGGCUGGCGCAGGGGGGUGGGCCCCCGCUGUCCCCAGAGGAGCUGGGCUCAGACGAGGACGCCAUCGAUCCUGACCUGAUGGCCUACCUGAGUUCGCUGCACCAGGACGCCCUCGCGCCGGGCCUGGACGGCCAGGACAAGCUGGUGCGCAAACGCCGCUCCCAGAUGCCCCAGGAGUGCCCCGUCUGCCACAAGAUCAUCCACGGGGCGGGCAAGCUGCCCCGCCACAUGAGGACCCACACGGGUGAGAAGCCCUUCGCCUGCGAGGUCUGCGGCGUCCGCUUCACCCGGAACGACAAGCUGAAGAUUCACAUGCGGAAGCACACCGGAGAGCGGCCUUACUCGUGCCCGCACUGCCCAGCCCGCUUCCUGCACAGCUACGACCUCAAGAACCACAUGCACCUGCACACGGGGGACCGGCCCUACGAGUGCCACCUGUGCCACAAGGCCUUCGCCAAGGAGGACCACCUGCAGCGCCACCUCAAGGGCCAGAACUGCCUGGAGGUGCGCACCCGGCGGCGCCGGAAGGACGACGCGCCUCCCCACUACCCACCGCCCUCCGCCGCCGCCCCGUCCCCCGCUGGCCUCGACCUCUCCAACGGCCACUUGGACACCUUCCGCCUCUCUCUGGCCCGAUUCUGGGAGCAGUCAGCCCCUACCGGCCCUCCGGUCGCCGCCCUGGGGCCCCCUGAUGACGAGGAGGAGGAGGGGGCACCCAGUACGCCGCAGGCCGAAGGUGCCAUGGAGUCCUCUUAGAGAGGGCCGAGCGGCCGGGCUGGCGCAGCGCGAGGCGGGCCGCCGCUGCCAAGCAGUGGGAGUGGGCGGGACGGACAGAGCCGGGGUCGGGGCUCUGGGCCUCCCCGGCUCCAGAGAUCUGCCCCUUCCCCCGCGCCCCCCAGAACCCUCAUUCCAGUUCCAAGCUGAGAAGGUUUUGGGGUAGAGGCUCCCCAGACUGGGGUGAUCUCCCAAGGAGUGACGCAGGACAGUAUGUCUAUAUUUACAGCUCUAUUGUAAAGGUGGGGUCCCUGUCCCCAGCCGCUCCUGGGGAGUAGAAGCAAUAAUGUA